This is a messenger RNA of Stegodyphus dumicola, 1261 nucleotides long. RefSeq names its product bicaudal (gene bic). The record is from RefSeq and is a predicted model, not a curated record. Lineage: Eukaryota; Metazoa; Arthropoda; Arachnida; Araneae; Eresidae.
UGGCAACAAGGAGCUGUACUACCAUUUCCCUCGUGUUUCUGCAAGGCACGUUAAUAAACAUAAAAAAGGAUAAAACAGCAGUUUAGUUGAACAAAGUUCACAUAGAUUAAUAAAAUGAACCCAGAAAAACUGAGUAAGCUACAAGCUCAAGUUCGGAUUGGGGGAAAGGGAACUGCACGGAGGAAGAAGAAGGUCGUUCACCGAACAGCUACAACAGAUGAUAAGAAAUUACAGAGUUCGUUGAAAAAAUUAGCAGUCAAUAAUAUUCCUGGUAUUGAAGAAGUAAAUAUGAUAAAAGAUGAUGGUACAGUAAUUCACUUUAAUAAUCCUAAAGUGCAAGCAUCAUUGGCUGCUAAUACUUUUGCUAUCACUGGCCAUGCUGAACCCAAACAGAUCACAGAAAUGCUUCCUGGCAUCUUGAAUCAGUUGGGAUCUGAAAGCCUUACACACUUAAAACGACUUGCCACUAUCCAAAGUGCGGCAGGACCUGUCUCUGAACAAACAAACAGUGGUGUUGAUGAAGAAGAGGAGGAGGAGGAGGUUCCAGAUUUGGUUGAAAAUUUUGAUGAACCAUCAAAAGCUGAAGGUGUGUAAUGUAAAAAUAGAAUUUAAAGCCCUGUAUUAACAACUGUAAUUUUAUUGACUAAUGGUUAUUGCAACCAUUAGCCUUGUUUUCAAAAUCCGUGUAUCAAAAUGUGUGUAGUAAACUGAAAUUUGUACAAUGUUUGGCCCCAUCAUUAUAUUACAGUGGUGUGCACAAGUUCAGCAGUUCAAUGAGACAAGCAAAAGUGUGGUCAUUCAUGAGAAGCAAUGAACCUUAAUAAAAGUGUCUUUUUCUUUAUAAUUAGUUUCUUCGGCUUGAUGCUUUUUUAUGUGAAAUUAUUUUUGUAUGCUUAAGAAUAUAACAAUCUUUAGGUUAUAAAUUAAUUGCAUGUUUCAUUAUUAGUUUUAUUAUCCAAUUUAGAAAAUUUUAGUUUUAUUCAAGUUAUUUGCACAGAAAUGUUUAAAGUAUGUGUUGAAAAAAAUUUAAGAGAAUGUCUAUCAAACUUUUCUCUGUUUUUAGUACUGAGUAGUGUACAUUAUUUUAUUUAACUUCUGUACUUAUUGUGUUAACUUUUCUUUCUGAUGCAGUUUAGCAUCUAAAUACUUUCUAAAUUAAAUGCAUGUAAAUUUUGUUUAUUGUAUGGAAAAUAUUGUAUCCAUUUGUAGGCUAAUAUCACCUCUACUAAGAACUAACAUUAAACAUUUUUUUUUGUCUUAA